AUGGCCGAGCGAAAGAAGCUGUCAACAUUUUGGGAGACGUGUGUGCAUGGAGUCGAAGCCACCCAUGAUGAAGAACAUCCUGAUCGAUUGGCGUCUCAGCACGAACUCGCACGGGCAUAUCAAUCCAACGGGCAGAUCAAGAAGGCUAUGGAGCUACUGGAACAUGUGGUCGCGGUACAAGAGAGAACGCUUGAUGAAGACCAUCCUGAUCGACUGGUGUCUCAGCGCGCUCUCCGAAUCGUAAAGCAGUCGAUCAGAGUGCAGGAAAUUUUUUUCAAGCUUUAG
Molecule: messenger RNA, 285 nt
Organism: Penicillium daleae
Lineage: Eukaryota; Fungi; Ascomycota; Eurotiomycetes; Eurotiales; Aspergillaceae
Product: tetratricopeptide repeat protein
Exons: 1
Coding region: 1-285 (94 amino acids)
Molecular function (GO): protein binding
Source: RefSeq, a predicted model, not a curated record